This is a messenger RNA of Pomacea canaliculata, 3646 nucleotides long. RefSeq names its product hemicentin-1-like. Gene Ontology annotation, cellular component: cell-cell junction. Lineage: Eukaryota; Metazoa; Mollusca; Gastropoda; Architaenioglossa; Ampullariidae. Gene Ontology annotation, molecular function: cell adhesion molecule binding. Gene Ontology annotation, biological process: cell-cell adhesion. The record is from RefSeq and is a predicted model, not a curated record. The transcript has 13 exons. The coding region runs from base 502 to 3447 and encodes 981 amino acids.
CCGCGUGAAGAUUGCGUCAGCAUUCGAGUGACGCUCUCACCUGGUAUCGCAAAAAAUAGCAUUCACAUUGAAACGCGAAUCGUUACACCUAUAAGACCAGAUGCAAGCUGACCUCAUUCAUAUAUGCUGACAUUUGUUCCUCAGAUUUAUGAAAUAAUAUCAGUACCCGAAUGUCACCUAUUUAUUAUCAAAGAUAUUCUUCCCUACUACACCUUUAAAUCUGUCAGCCGAGGCGCUAUGAAUCAUGGGAGUGCAAAAAGAAUGAAUUAAACAAUGGCUCAGCAAAAUAGCUUCUCACGUGGCAGGUGGGCGCCACAAAAUUAAUGACAACAGCGUGCUCACCUUCCUCCAACGAAAAACCGGUUUGGACUCCACUGAAGAGUUACCUUUUGUACGGACGUAUACACAGCUGUUGGUUGGGUGGGGCAGGCUGGACUGUUUCUCCAACACAGGGCUGAGUGUCGCACGUGUGGUUCACGCCUGUUCACACAAUAUUUGAACAUGUGUCGACAAUCAAGAAUGAGGCAGCAAUCAGGAUUUAUAAUCUUUAUCCUGUUUUCAGCAUCAGCACUGCAGCUACCUCAGUGUGUUGACCGAGGAUGGAUGCAGCUCAAAGAAUCUGAAAUGUUUACGAUUACCUGCCAAGGAUUUGUUACUGGCGACACGGUCAAGUGGUCUCUUGUGCUGCUCAGUGGUGUCAAGCAGCCAAUAGGUGUUUGUCGGUCAGGUGAGGUCCAGUGCCAGACUGAGAACAGUGGCUUCAUGGUGACCCGACCUUCACCUACCUUCAGUGCUGUCAGGGUCAUUCAGAAUGUUGGUUCUUUGGAUGAUCAGACGAUCUCCUGUUCGGGUGAUGAUGAUGCGAACACGCAGUUCUGUAACAUUAAAGUUGUGUACGACAAAUCUAACGUGUUCGUAUUCGUCACUGGACCUGACGUCAUUAUAACCAACGGAACAGCUUCCGUCACCUUGAAGUGCACUGUCACCGGCCUCGUCACUGACGUACGUUUCAUGUGGAGUAAUGUCAAGUGUGAUGCCCAGGCCUCGGAUGGCAGCACGUGCAUCUUCACGCCAAUACCUCCACAGGAUGAUGGGAAGGUGGUCACGUGCACAGCGAAUGUCUCCAAAAGUGAUGGCAGUGGGAGGGAGGAGGCGUCAGCCUCGUAUGCCGUCAGUUUGAGAUAUCCACCCUUCACACCUCCAGUGAUAUCAAGUAACGUGCCAGACGUUGACUUCCGGUCUCGGGAGAUCGUGACCCUCACGUGCAGGGUCAAAGGUGGCAAGCCUCCCGUCUCGGUUCUGCGCUUCGCUUGCGGGGGGAAUGCAGCCAGCCGCAGUGACGUCACAGCAGAUGGGACAGUGGCCAGUUCCUUGACCAUCGUACCCGCUGACCUUGUGGAUGCCUGCAUCUGUUCUGCAGUUUGGUCUCCUGAACCUCAGCUUUACACAGCCACCGCCACCUGGUCCAUAACACAGAGAGAAAUCCCUGCAAAGAUCACGAUGUUUUCUAGUAAUGGAUACACCAAUGAUGUGAGCAUCAACGAAAGGGACAAAACUACCGUGACAUUCAGAUGUCAGGCCGAUGGAUACCCAGACCCCAGCCUCACACUAAAAGGUCCUGACAACAAUACACUGACUACGACUCAAAGCAGAAGGGAAUUAGGAUACUUCAUUACAUCUGCAAUAUGCGAACAUACAGGAGUUUACACCUGUGCUGCUGAAAACGGAAUAGGUGCAAGGGAUGAAGUUCGUAAACACCUGACAGUAAACUGUGCGCCAAGGUAUUCUCCAAGAGACAAAAGCAGCAGUAGCCCUCAGAUUCUGGAGACAGAACUGAGUCUAGAAAUCAUCGCCAUCCCACCGCCCACCAACUUUACAUUUACAUAUCAGGGAAUCGAUAUGACCAAUGAAGCAUCGAUUAUUGUUGAUGACAUUGUGAACAUCAGCUGCAAAGAGGAUUCUGAACGAGAGUAUGUCAGCACGUGCAUAAUAAGGCCAAAGACACGUUUAGAAAAUGGAGUGUAUCGAGUGAACAUAUCCAACCCUUUUGGCGGGCUUGAAUACGUCUUCAAAGUUUUGUUUCAAGCCCCAGCAAAAGUAACCCUGCUCAGCUUUAACGGUGCCAACAAUUCGCUGACUGUCAGCGAGGAGGACCAACAGUCGAUAAACAUUACCUGCGAAGCUAUGGGUUACCCCAAGCCGACAUUGUUGCUAAGGCAACCAGGUGGAGCAGCCAUGACCUCCGUCAAGAGCGCUUAUCGGCUGUUACACACCUUGGCGUUCGUCAGGUGUGAAAACAUGGGACUUUACACGUGCGUUGCUGACAACGGGGUGGAUACUGCAGACCAGAUGGAGCGGUUCUUAAACAUUAAUUGCGGUCCACGAAGGAUUGGUACUGAUGAUUUAGAUGAGAUACCCCGACUCAACGGCACGACCAUGCAAGUGGAGCUGAUAGCCAAUCCUGUUCCCUCAGUCUCUUCCUACAUUUACAGAGAUGAAACAGGCUCAAAGGACGGAAUUCUUGCAACCGGCUUAUUCGAGACAACUUGCGAAAGGGACUUAAAUCUAACUUACAUUGUGUUGUGUUUGAUCAAACGGCUGCAGCCCUUGGAUGACGGAUUGUACGAUGUUAUCUUUACUAACCCCUAUGGUAGUCUCGUCUUUGCCCUUCAGCUUGAAAAUGCAGAAAGUGCAGCUGUUGCAAGUUUUACCCUCAACAACAUCGCUUCCAAAGUUUUAGUCGUCAACGAGAGUGAGGCUGUGUCAGUUGAGCUGGAAUGUAAAGUUUCGGGCAAACCCCUGCCCACCAUAAAGCUAACGCAGCCAGACGGCGCUGUGCUCGCAUCCUCCGUCUCCGCCGGUGAGGUUAAGUUCAGUCUGCCGCCAGCUGUGUGCGAAAUGAUGGGCCCUUACACCUGUGCUGCCGACAAUGGUGUUGGGACACCGGACAAGAUGCUACGUCACCUAAUAGUCAAUUGUGCGCCAAGACCUUUUUCUUUCAGCACACCUCAAAGUGUACUUGAGACACUUUCUCCAGGCGGGUUAUAUAUUCGACUGAUUGCCCACCCGGUUCCUGACAGGUUCACUUACACCUACCACUCAGAUGCUAUCCCUCGAGAAGACAAAGAAAUCCCGGCUGGUGUUUUCACGACAAGCUGCGAGCAAGACAGACUCCUUGAGAAUGUUGUCACGUGUCAUUUAUCAACCAAUCAAACAUUAGAGGAAGGCGAGUACAAACUGGCCGUCGGCAACCAAAUGGGUUCUUCCGACUACUUAUUCUGGGUGUCAGCGGAAAAAUCUGUUUCUGGAAGCACCCAAGGCUCUAACCUAUCGACUGGGGAAUUCGCCGGCAUAAUUGUGGGUGUCAUGGUAGCCAUCAGCAUCAUCAUUAUCGCCGUUGCCAUUGCAGUGCAUAGACAGAACAAAGGGAACCAUUCACUUCAUUAAAUCCAAAAGAGAACAUCAAUAUGCUCUGGGCAAAAAGAGUCGUUCGUAGAGCUUUAAUAUUUUGCAUUUUUCCUAUUCAAUCAACGAAUAAAACCAUAAAUGUCCAUGCCAAUGAGCAAAUUGCAUUGCAAACUUAAAGACUUAAAAGAGGAUAAUUGAUGCUGAAAGUCCAAGACAGAAAGUAAAUUUAGAACUAUAA